Molecule: messenger RNA, 798 nt
Organism: Symbiodinium sp. CCMP2456
Lineage: Eukaryota; Dinophyceae; Suessiales; Symbiodiniaceae
Source: the annotation of a GenBank genome assembly
AUGAGCUUCAGAUCACAGAAUGAGACCAUCUUCGUUGCCGAGUCCACCGAGCGUGCCCAGGCCUUUGUCUUCUUGACCUCCGGACAUUCGGACCUCGCGGCUCGCAGCGGCAAGAUUGAUUUGAGCCUUCAUCUUCCUGGGCUGGACGAUUACUUCAUCCGCAUGGUGGGGCUUCCCAGUUUCCUGGAUGCCGAUUGCUGCUUCCGGGUGCUAAGAAGCCUGCAGUCGGAGGAGGACUGCUUGAGCCUCGUCCUUGCCAUCUACAGCAACCUGGAGCAGGCCCAUGGAUGCAGCAUGCAUGCUGUGGACAUGUCCUUGGUGUUCCAAGAGGAACCCUUCGUCUUUGCUCCAUUAGCCGAUCGCUCCGUCCGAGAGGUGGCUCGGGUGAUGAAGUCGCAACCCUCCCUGUGGCGUCGGAGCGUCGACUGCAUGUGGCACGAUGUGCCGUCAGGAGUCGAGGUGGGUUGCAGAUCCCUAGAGGGCCGGCUGCCAUCUGAUAUGGAAGACUUCUGCAUUGAGCUGCUGGCCGUACCGGCUGUCUCGGCAGUGGAGGUGGCCGCACGCCUGGACCUUGUGAGACGCACCACCUCUCAGGCAGACGUCAGGAGCAAUGGUCCAUCCUGCGAGAACUAUGUUGUCACUGCUUACUUGGAGAUUUUGGCCGCUUUGCAACAUCGACUGGCGGCAGGCUCACAAUUUCGCCAUCCUCAGCUCAUCGAGCAUCUUCGCGAAAGGGUCUUUAUUCCUGAUGUUGGGUACGUCAACGCAAGGAAGUGCAGGCCGGAUCGUAACAAUUGA